GCUGCAGGUAAGUAUGAAAAGAAGACGAAAGAGGAAUAGAGAAGGAAAAACUGAAAUUCAGGUACCGCCCUUGUUGAUGGGAUGAAAGAAGACAAUGGACAGCUAAUGAAGUUCAAACUCUGCCCUAAUUCAAUCUCCUCCCUUAACUUCAGACAAAAACUACAAACUCGGGUGAGGCUGCAGUGAGCCACAUAAGCAUUAGCAAAAGAAUAAAAUAAAAGGAGCAGAAGGAAGAAAAGAAGUAAUAUCUAACGAAGGACAGCUGUUAGCGCAGUGGUCGUGUUGCUGGAGAGAGAGAAGAAAUGGAGAUCUCCACUACACUGGUUCUAGCUGGCCUCGUGCUGGUUCUGGUGCUGCUUCUCAGCUGGGGGUGGAACCGUAAGGAUGUUAAUCUCCCACCAGGCCCCAAACCACUGCCCCUGCUGGGGAACCUAAUGCAGCUGGACAGAACUGCUCCCUUCAAGAGUAUCCUUGAGCUCAGUAAAAGUUAUGGCCCGGUGAUGACUGUGUACAUCGGCCCCCAGCGUCAGGUGGUUUUGGUGGGAUACGAAACUGUGAAGGAGGCUUUGGUGGACCAAGCUGAAGACUUCACUGGCCGAGCCCCCUUGCCGAUCCUUCAAAAAAUAACAAAAGGCUAUGGUUUGGUGAUCAGUAAUGGGGAUCGCUGGCGUCAGCUGAGACGUUUUACACUAAGCACCCUCAGGGACUUCGGCAUGGGACGAAAAAGGAUGGAGGAAUGGAUUCAGGAGGAGAGCAAACACCUAGUAGACAGCCUGGCCAGUACAAACUCUGCCCCAUGUAAUCCCACCUUCAUCCUGAGCCAGGCUGUAUCCAACGUCAUCUGCUCAUUGGUGUUUGGCCAGCGGUUUGAGUACAAAGAUCACACCUUUCUGCGCCUUCUCAGCAUCACCAACCAGACUCUGCAGUUCAUCAGCAGUCCUUGGGGACAGUUUUGUAACACUUUUCCUUGGCUCAUGGAUCACCUGCCAGGGCGUCACAAUAAAAUCUUGGCAGAUGUUGAGGAACUGAAGGCAUCUGCGGAACAGAAAAUUCACAAACAUCAGGAGACCCUGACUCCUGACUACCCAAGGGACUUCAUCGAUUGCUUCUUAACAAGACUCAAACAGGAGAAGGACAACCCAUCGUCUGAGUUCCAUUAUAACAACAUGAUAUUCACAGUGAUCAACCUCUUCUUGGCCGGAACUGAAACCACCAGCACAACCCUCAGAUACGCUCUAAUGUUGCUUAUAAAGCACCCAGACAUACAGGAACGGGUUCAGCUUGAGAUAGACACAGUCAUUGGACGAGACCGUUGUCCAAUGAUGGAGGACAGGAAGUCCCUCCCCUUCACCGAUGCUGUGAUACACGAGGUGCAGCGGUUCCUGGAUAUAGUACCAUUCAGCCUUCCCCAUUAUGCAACACGGGACAUUUCUUUCAGAGGCUACACUAUUCCUAAGGGGACAUUUAUAAUUCCUUUCCUGCACUCUGUGUUGAGAGACGCCUCCCAAUGGGCGUCCCCAUGGGAUUUUAAGCCUGAACACUUCUUGGAUCGCGAUGGAAACUUCAAGAAAAAUCCAGCUUUCAUGGUCUUCUCUGCUGGUAAGCGGUCCUGUGUUGGGGAGUCCUUGGCAAGGAUGGAGCUCUUCCUGUUCCUGGUGUCCAUACUGCAGCACUUCACCUUCUCCUGCCCUGGGGGGCCUGACAGCCUGGACCCCACCCCUGAGUAUAGCAGCUUCGGUAGACUUCCAAGACAGUAUCAGCUCAUUGCCACCCCCCGGUGACCAUCUGAUGGUAUGUGCGUGUUUUAGAGAAAUAAGGAAGCCUGACAGGCAUUAUCAGUCCUAUUGAGGAUUGUCAGGGCCUGGAAAUCAAGGUAUCAGUUAUGGUACUGGAUCAGACCACAGCCAUGCAACAUGUAAUUCGAAUAUGUUAGUUAGUGUCCUUGCAUCACUCUCUGCCACUCAGCAUUUAUCACUGGAUCCCAUAAAGCACACUGUCUGAGUCUCUGUAUUGUCAAAGCUGAUUUACAUUUAAGGUACUUAAAUGUGUUUUGCUGAUUUACAUAAUAGUGUUUUGCGAAUAAUAAAUUUGCGGUGAUCGUG
Molecule: messenger RNA, 2102 nt
Organism: Brienomyrus brachyistius
Lineage: Eukaryota; Metazoa; Chordata; Actinopteri; Osteoglossiformes; Mormyridae
Product: cytochrome P450 2C25-like
Exons: 9
Coding region: 303-1781 (492 amino acids)
Biological process (GO): xenobiotic metabolic process
Cellular component (GO): cytoplasm; intracellular membrane-bounded organelle
Molecular function (GO): heme binding; oxidoreductase activity, acting on paired donors, with incorporation or reduction of molecular oxygen, reduced flavin or flavoprotein as one donor, and incorporation of one atom of oxygen; iron ion binding
Source: RefSeq, a predicted model, not a curated record